Molecule: messenger RNA, 1176 nt
Organism: Cladophialophora carrionii CBS 160.54
Lineage: Eukaryota; Fungi; Ascomycota; Eurotiomycetes; Chaetothyriales; Herpotrichiellaceae
Exons: 1
Coding region: 1-1176 (391 amino acids)
Source: RefSeq, a predicted model, not a curated record
AUGGCCUCGGUGAAAGACUGGGAUGCCUUGACGAAAGCGAGACAUACUUUUACAACAGAGCAGUUGCUGCAAUUCAACGCCGCCGGCGUCGACCCGUACCUCAUCCAGGUCGCGGAGCUAAUUGGCUCGCAGUUCAAUAUCUCCCUACAUGGCCAGCGGAAUCCCGUUAAUGUCUUUUCCAGUCUUCCCCAGGCCGAGUUCUAUGGUCAGAGAAUGGGCAUCGGGUUUUCGGAUCGACACAUUGUGAGGAUCCUCGCUGAGUCUAACGGCGGAUUCGCUUUCCUGGGCAUCGUAAGCUGUCUGGGCGAAUAUUUUGCCUCGGAUGUCAUCGUGGCUGUCAUAAUGAAGCUUGGAAGUAAUAUACAGACGGACGGAAUGUGGGAAGGGUGGGAGCCCAGUGAUUCCCAAUGGAAACGCUUGGUAUAUCUGUGUCAGGGCUUGCUUGCCACGUCUCCGUUUGGGACACUGAUUUCUCGAAACCAUGAAGACCUCGAAACAGGGACUGAUCAUGUCAAUGUCGCCCAAAUCGUUGAAGCUCUGGUGAACUUGAGCGAUCUUGUCGGUGGCGGCGCGAAGAACUUCUCUCUCGAGCACGCCGGUUCUGAUGCCUACUGGUUUGCAGCUGUUGCGGAAUAUCUAUUCGACCUCAGAGUGGCCGUUGAAGACCCCGACGGAGUACUGCUCUAUGCGCGCCCCGGAACUAACGCAAAAGAAGCUCAAUUCGUCCUCCGAUCAGAUGUGCCCUUGUACAGUGAUGAAGCCGCCGAGCUGUUGCCGCUCUCGGAAGCAUUUGCAGACAUCGGCCACAUCCUAGGCCCAUCGCAUCGGUCGGCUCUCAAGACUGGAGCUGUUGCUGAGCCCAAGAACCAACUCGCUCCUGUUAGUGGGGGAAUGGUGACGUGGGAGAAAUUGUUCCGGUCCUGCUUUGGUCGAACUUUUACAGACAUCGAGCCUUCACUGGUCGCCGUAUUCACUGGUGGAGCUGCGAGUCUCCUUUCGUCGACACUACAAUACGACCAUACGAAAUCUCAAGAGUUCUUCCUCCCACACGCGAGCACUAUGCGUGGCCUUUCAGGCUACGGACUGGUGGAGACGGUGAUCUCCUGGUCUCCAGAGCUGCGUCGCAUGGCUCCACAGAUGGCUAAAGCAGCGCGACUACCGUUUCAACAAGCAUGA